Molecule: messenger RNA, 690 nt
Organism: Armigeres subalbatus
Lineage: Eukaryota; Metazoa; Arthropoda; Insecta; Diptera; Culicidae
Product: general odorant-binding protein 67-like
Exons: 4
Coding region: 39-638 (199 amino acids)
Molecular function (GO): odorant binding
Source: RefSeq, a predicted model, not a curated record
CUCGGUUCAGUACAGACGGAAGCAAUUUCAUUGAUAACAUGAAGCUCAUCAUAGUUCUGGUUGCGACCUUCAUUGGGUCGCUUUCCACGGUUUCCGGCCAACAACAAAUCAACCAGGAGUGCUUCACCCGGCCAAACAAUAAGGACCCGAAAGAGUGUUGCAAACUUCCGGACGUCAAGGCACCACAUGAGAAGUUCGCGUCUUGUAUGCAGAAGUUCCCGAAACCUAGUGGUCCGCCACCAUCCUCGGGUAGCCCCCCGCAAGGUCCUCCCCCUGGCUUCAAUUGUAUGGCACAGUGCAUCCUGGAACAGGAAGGCGUCAUGACUAACGGAGUGAUUAGUAAGGAUGCUGCUACCUCGGUUUGGGUAGCCCUGGUGGGAUCAUCACCCGAUUGGCAGACGGCUGCCAAAUCGGCCAUCGACACAUGCUAUCAGCAAAUAGCUUCGUUGGGAACUCAGAAGGACAGUUCCGGAUGCAGCGUGGCUGCCGGUGUCUUCAAGGAAUGUUUGCCCACGACGAUGUUCUCGAAUUGUCCAGCUUCUUCUUGGACCGCUAGUGCUGAAUGCGACCAGCUGAAGGCCCAUUUGGCGAAAGGAUGUCCUUUGAUGACUUUGUUUAAGGGCCCACCUCCACAGUAAAUAUUGAUGUUUUGGUAAAAGAGGCUAAUGGAUUAUUGAUUUUCUUUAAUAA